This is a messenger RNA of Photinus pyralis (common eastern firefly), 837 nucleotides long. Its product is annotated as trypsin-7-like. Gene Ontology annotation, molecular function: serine-type endopeptidase activity. The coding region runs from base 52 to 798 and encodes 248 amino acids. NCBI's taxonomy places the organism in Eukaryota, Metazoa, Arthropoda, Insecta, Coleoptera, Lampyridae. Gene Ontology annotation, biological process: proteolysis. The record is from RefSeq and is a predicted model, not a curated record. The transcript is spliced from 6 exons.
GCACGAGGAAGCUGUCUUACUUUAUAGUACCAUUUAGCUUGCUCGAGUAAAAUGUUUAGACUCAUUGCAGUUUUGGUUUGCAUUAGCUUCGCAAGAGCUGCUCCAUCGAAAGUCGUGAAUGGUACAAACGCCGAAGAAGGUGAAAUUCCAUACAUUGUUUCCCUGCGAGUCGGUGGGCGACAUACGUGCGGGGGUUCAAUCCUAAAUGAGAAUCACGUACUAACCGCCGCUCAUUGUUUGAGUAACCCCAAAUAUUCGAUUCAAUAUGGCGUUCUCAAGCUGUCAUCCGAUAACACAAACAGUAUAGACGUUGAAAAGAUCAUGCGUCACGAAUACUACGAUCCGUACAAUAAUUACGCCAAUGACGUCGGAGUACUUAAGCUCAAGUCUUCUAUUCCAAUUGACAACGUAAACGUGAGACCUACCACUUUACCCCGACAAUCAGAAUCGGCACCAGAUGGAAAUUGGGCUGUGCUAGCCGGCUGGGGCGCUAUGAUUACUGGGGGUGGAUCCGUGAAACAAUUGCAAAGGGUCAAUAUUUUGGUUUACUCCCCAACAAACUGCCAAGCUGCUCACGGAAGUUCGGUAAAUGAAAACCAUCAUCUUUGCGCCGGAGUUCCAGAGGGAUGGAAAGGUCAAUGUAAUGGAGAUUCGGGCGGACCGCUUGUAGCCGAAGGUAAACAGGUCGGCGUAGUCUCCUGGUCGAUCAAACCCUGUGCGAUUGUUGGAUAUCCCGGAGUCUUCGCCAGAGUUGCAUCUUAUAGCGAUUGGAUAUGGUCUAAAGUUGAUCUGAAUUAAAUAACUCUUCAUAUUGAAGAAAUAAAACUCAAAAUAAAA